Messenger RNA from Anopheles stephensi (Asian malaria mosquito), 4030 nucleotides. RefSeq names its product RNA polymerase-associated protein CTR9 homolog. Gene Ontology annotation, biological process: regulation of DNA-templated transcription. Gene Ontology annotation, molecular function: RNA polymerase II complex binding. The coding region runs from base 243 to 3857 and encodes 1204 amino acids. NCBI's taxonomy places the organism in Eukaryota, Metazoa, Arthropoda, Insecta, Diptera, Culicidae. The record is from RefSeq and is a predicted model, not a curated record. The transcript has 4 exons. Gene Ontology annotation, cellular component: Cdc73/Paf1 complex.
ACAUACGCACGCGAACUGUCUUUUCACACCGUCGUUUGGUCGCGUUGUUUGUGGUUUUGGUGCAAUUUUUAUCAAAAGUUUACAGUGCUAAAACAUUCGGAAAAGGUUCGGAAUUUUAGCUUAAGUUCGUAAGCACUACUUUGUGCAUCGUUUUCGCUUAGGAUAACGUUCGGUGGAAUCGUUCCGGGAGUGCAGUGAGCGUGUGUUUAUUACGCAGUCCUCGGUGAAGGCCGGCGACAAACAUGGCUGCACCGAUCGAAAUCCCGCUGCGGGAUACGGACGAGGUGAUAGAGCUCGAUCCGGAACAGCUUCCGGAGGGCGAGGAAGUGCUUGGCAUCUUGCGCCAGGAACGGUCGCACCUCAAUACGUGGGUUACAGUUGCGUUGGCGUACUACAAGCAGAAGAAAACGGAUGACUUCAUCAAGAUUCUCGAGGCGUCCCGUGUGGACGCCAACAUCCACUACCGUGACUUUGAGAAGGAUCAGAUGCGUGCGUACGACAUGUUGGCCGCGUACUACGUACAGGAAGCGAACCGUGAAAAGUCGAAGGAUAAAAAGCGUGAUCUGUUCACGAAAGCGACCCACCUGUACACGACGGCGGACAAGAUCAUCAUGUACGAUCAGAACCAUCUGCUCGGGCGUGCGUACUUCUGUCUGCUGGAAGGCGAUAAGAUGGAUCAGGCCGAUGCACAGUUCAAUUUCGUGCUGAACCAAUCGCCGUCCAACAUUCCGUCGCUGCUCGGUAAGGCCUGCAUUGCGUUCAACAAGAAGGAUUAUCGGGGAGCGCUUGCGUUCUACAAGAAGGCGCUCCGCACGAACCCGAACUGUCCCGCCGCGGUACGGCUCGGUAUGGGGCAUUGCUUUCUGAAGCUAAGCAAUCCGGAAAAGGCCAAGCUAGCGUUUCAGCGGGCGCUCGAUCUCGAGCCGCAGUGUGUUGGGGCGCUGGUAGGGUUGGCCAUACUGAAGCUGAACCUUCACGAGCCCGAAUCGAACCGGAUGGGUGUACAGAUGCUGUCGAAGGCGUACACGAUCGAUUCGACCAAUCCGAUGGUGCUGAACCAUCUGGCCAAUCAUUUCUUCUUCAAGAAGGACUACCAGAAGGUGCAGCAUUUGGCACUGCACGCGUUUCACAACACGGAAAAUGAAGCGAUGCGGGCGGAAAGCUGCUAUCAGCUGGCACGAGCGUUCCACGUGCAGCGCGAUUACGAUCAGGCGUUCCAGUACUACUAUCAAUCGACACAGUUUGCGCCGGUGAGCUUUGUGCUGCCUCAUUUCGGGCUCGGGCAGAUGUACAUCUAUCGCGGUGAUUCGGAAAACGCCGCACAAUGCUUCGAGAAGGUGCUGAAAGCGCAACCGGGCAACUACGAAACGAUGAAGAUUCUUGGUUCACUGUACGCGACCUCCUCCUCGCAAUCGAAGCGCGACAUUGCGAAGAACCAUCUGAAGAAAGUCACGGAACAGUUCCCGGACGAUGUGGAAGCGUGGAUCGAGCUGGCACAGAUCCUGGAACAGAAUGACCUACCCGGAUCGCUGCAAGCGUACGGUACGGCUACAAGCAUACUGACGGAAAAGGUAAACGCGGACAUACCGCCCGAGAUACUGAACAAUGUGGCGGCCCUGCACUACCGGCUGGGCAACCUGGACGAGGCAAUGGCGAAGCUGGAGCAGGCGAUCGAACGGGCCAAGAUUGAGGCGCAACAUGACGCCCAAUACUACGAUUCCAUCUCCGUCUCGAUGACGUACAAUCUGGCCCGCCUGUACGAAGCGAUGGCCGUGUUCGACAAGGCGGACAAGCUGUACAAGGACAUCCUGAAGGAGCACCCGAACUACAUCGAUUGCUACCUGCGGCUCGGCUGCAUGGCCCGUGACAAGGGACUGAUUUUCGUCGCGUCCGAUUUCUUCAAAGACGCCCUGAAGAUCAACAUGGAAAACCCGGACACACGAUCGCUGCUGGGAAACCUCCAUCUGGCCAAAAUGCAGUGGACCCUGGGGCAGAAAAACUUUGAAACGAUCCUGAAAAAUCCGGCCACCUCGAGCGACGCUUACUCGCUGAUUGCGCUGGGUAACUUUUGGCUGCAGAGCUUGCACCAGCCGAACCGCGACAAGGAGAAGGAAAAGAAGCACCAGGAGAAGGCGCUCGCCAUCUACAAGCAGGUGCUGCGGAACGAUCCGAAGAACAUCUGGGCCGCGAACGGGAUCGGGGCCGUGCUGGCGCACAAGGGCUGCAUCAUCGAGGCGCGGGACAUCUUCGCGCAGGUGCGUGAAGCGACGGCCGACUUUUGCGACGUGUGGAUCAACAUCGCGCACAUCUACGUGGAGCAGAAGCAGUACAUCAGCGCGAUCCAGAUGUACGAGAACUGUUUGAAGAAAUUCUACCGCCACAACAACGUCGAGGUGAUGCAGUACCUGGCGCGGGCCUACUUCCGUGCCGGGAAGCUGAAGGAGGCAAAGAUGACGCUGCUGAAGGCGCGCCGGGUUGCGCCGCAGGAUACGGUGCUGCUGUUCAACAUUGCGCUUGUCCUGCAGCGGCUGGCGACGUACGUGCUGCGUGACGAGAAGUCCGUGCUGAGCGUCGUGCUGCAGGCGGUGCACGAACUCGGGCUGGCCCACAAGUACUUUACCUAUCUGUCCGUGCACGGGGACAAGACGCGGUACAACAUUGCGCUGGCGGAAACGGAAGCGAACCAGUGCCAGGAUUUGCUGCAGCAAGCCCAGUACCAUGUGUCGCGGGCGCGUAAAAUCGACGAGGAGGAACGAUCGUUGCGCCAGAAGCAGGAGCUCGAGCGGGAAGAGUUCAAACGGCGCCAGGCGGACGAACGGCGCCGGAUGGAGGAGAUGCGCCGGAAGGCGCACGAGGAGAUGCUGCUCAAGCGCCAGGAGUACAAGGAAAAGACGAAGAACGCACUGUUCUUCGCGGAAGCACCGCCGGAAGCGAAGAAGAAGGGUGGCCGCGGCCGGAAGGACUACAUUUCCGACUCGGAUGCGAGCGGGGGUGAGGUCGGGAUGGGUGGCAGUGGUGGUGAGGAGGGAGCCGGUGCACCGAAGGAACGGAAGCGAAAGGGCGAGAAGAAGCCGCGCAAAUCGCAGGGUGGAGCGGGUGGCAGUCGGAAGCGGAAGGAGAAGGCACGCAGGGGGAGUGGAGGUGAUUCGGAGAGCGAGGACGAGGAGGAAGGAUCGCGCAAGCGCAAGAAGAAGGCAGCUGGCUCGGGCGGACAGAAGAAGCGUCAGAAGGCGAUGGACGAGGGACUGUCGCAGAAGCAGAAGGGACGCAUCCUGUCGAAGGCGACCGUUUCGACGAGCGAGUCGGAUAGUGACGAUAGUCGGUUGAAGAUUGCGAGCGGCGAUGAGUCGGGUGGUGGUGGUGGAGGAGAGUCGGGUGCGCCGGCCACGAAACGCAAGCGCCGGAUUGCGUCGGAUGAUGAGGAUUCGAGUGGAUCGCAGCGUAGGUCGAGGUCGCGCUCACGUUCCGGGUCGGGAUCACGGUCAAGAUCGGGAUCGCGGUCACGCUCUCGGUCCGGUUCGGGAAGUCGUGCCGGAAGUGCGAAAAGUGGUUCGCGCAGUCGUAGCCGAUCGCGUAGCCGCUCGGGAAGUGCGCGAGGAUCGAGGUCGAGAAGUCGUUCGGGCUCGGGUAGCCGUAGCCGGUCCGGUAGUCGUUCGCGCAGCCGCAGCCACAGUGCGGGCAGUCGAAAGAGUGGUGGCAGCCGUAGCCGAAGCCGUAGUCGUAGCCGCAGCGGAAGCCAGGGAAGUCGCCGGUCACGGUCCGGAUCACGAUCACGUUCACGGUCCCGUUCUGGUUCGGGCAGCAGACAAGCUUCACCGAUCCUGCGUAAAUCGGUGUCGGGUUCGGAAUCGGAGUAAAGGACAGUGGGUGUGUGUGUGUGUGUUUGUAAAAUAUCGGAUUUCUUGAUCAGACUUUUAUGUUAAAUACCAGCCUAGAAGAUAGACGGCAGAUCGAUUUUGGAGGGGUCUCGAUUGCCCGAAUGGCGCCUUAGGUUAAAGUUGAGCUAAACAAUAAACAAUUUAAAACCCAA